Messenger RNA from Xenia sp. Carnegie-2017, 992 nucleotides. Its product is annotated as fish-egg lectin-like. The record is from RefSeq and is a predicted model, not a curated record. Lineage: Eukaryota; Metazoa; Cnidaria; Anthozoa; Malacalcyonacea; Xeniidae. The transcript is spliced from 6 exons. Bases 96 to 977 code for a protein of 293 amino acids.
GUCAUUACUGGUUUGAUAUCAUUAGAUUCGGAAGAGCUAGCGCUAAGAACUUGACAAGUUUGCUAAAAAUUCAAAGUUUCAGCCAUUUGCAAAAUAUGAAGAUGCUGUGCUUCUUGCUUUUUGUUCAUGUGUUGUUUUUGACAGGUGUUGAAAGUAGCAAUCCAAACUGGUCUUUGCUAUCUGGAAGACUUAAACAACUUGAUUUAAGUCCGUACAACAUUCUUUGGGGUGUGAAUAGUGGUCAUGCAAUUUGGGUACGUAAAGGCAGUGGAUGGACCAGAGUCGGUGGUGCAUUAAAACAUGUUAGUGUUGGAAACGGUGGAGUUUGGGGAGUGAAUAAACAUGAUAAUAUUUACUUUCGUGAAGGAGUGACAUUCAGUUCGCCAGUUGGCACAAGCUGGACUCAAAUAUCUGGAAGACUAAUGCAAAUUGACUCGGGACCUACAGGAAUUGUGUAUGGUGUAAAUUCUGGGCAUAGCAUAUACUGCAGAACUGGAAUCACUACAUCCAAUCUCAAAGGAACUGGCUGGAAACAUGUGUCAGGGGCAUUAAAAUAUGUCAGCUGUGGAAAAUUUGGCUGCUGGGGUGUAAACAAGCACAAUUAUAUCUAUUUUCGAACGGGAGUAACUCCUUCUAAAUGUCAAGGAGAUACUUGGAAACGUAUUCCAGGAUCGCUAAAACAAAUUGAGGCGACAGCAAGUGGUGCUGUUUACGGUGUGAACAUUCACAGAACAUUAUAUGUUCGUGAAGGAAUUCGCUCCGUUAAUCCUACUGGAACACAUUGGAGAUCCAUUGCUGCUCCCAAGUUUGAUCACGUGUCAGCUAGCUUAUCUCAUGUUUUCGGAAUUGAUCAAAAUGACAAAAUCUUUAAGUUUAAUGAACAAUGGCGUUUGAUCGCAGGCUCAUUGAAACAGAUUGAUCACGGUCUUUCUGUUGGUGUGUGGGGUGUGAACGCCAUGACAAUAUUACCGCCUUAAAGAAGAUUAUUCGUG